CAUGACAGUGUGGCAAAAAACAAUGGCGAAGAAACUGUGAAACUACACAAUUCUGUUGCUGACAUCUGGUCGCUUGUAAAACUAUUUCGAGCAGAUUUUGUGAUAUUUCGUUGUGAUCGGUCGAUAAAUCCUUAGUUUUUUUUAAUGGAAAGCGUGAGCGAAUCGUAGCGGUUGGGAAGACAGCAGCAAAGACAUAAAUUGCACUUUAAGCAUAAAUAAGCAGUGGUUGACUAACGGAACCCCUCGCUCCAAGCAGUCACUGUCCGCAAGCAGUGCCAGGAGUACCGUUAAAAUCGAAUUAAGAGGAUCCCCCAAAAGAAAAUCCGUUACGCAACACAGACAGAAGGAUCCGCGCCAAAAUGGACAUGAUUACGGUGGGGCAGAGCGUGAAGAUCAAGCGCACGGACGGCCGGGUCCACAUGGCCGUGGUGGCGGUGAUUAACCAGUCGGGCAAGUGCAUCACAGUCGAGUGGUAUGAGCGCGGCGAAACGAAGGGCAAGGAGGUGGAGCUGGACGCCAUCCUCACGCUAAAUCCGGAGCUGACGCAGGACACCGUGGAGCAGCACGCCGCCCCGGAGCCGAAGAAGCAGGCAACCGCCCCGAUGAACCUCUCGCGCAACCCCACACAGUCCGCCAUUGGCGGCAACCUCACCAGCCGGAUGACCAUAGCCGGCAACAUGCUAAACAAGAUCCAGGAGACCCACUCGAUCCCGCAGCCGAUGGUCAACAGCAACAGCGUCAACACGAACAGCAACUCAAACACGACGGCCGGUGCAUCUACCACUGGGCUGCAGCGACCGCGCUACUCGCAGAAUCCCGCCGGGCAGCAGCAGACAAGGAUCGCCUCGGCGGUGCCGAACAACACAUUGCCCAAUCCCGGGGCGGGAGCCACUGGUGCCCCGUCUGCGGCCCAGGCGGCGUCCACCGCCAGCAACACAACUCAGGGAACCGGCGGCGCCGGAGCCCGCCGAUCGCACGCCCUCAAGGAGGUGGAGCGACUGAAGGAGAACCGCGAGAAGCGCCGUGCCCGUCAGGCCGAGAUGAAGGAGGAGAAGGUGGCCCUAAUGAACCAGGACCCGGGCAAUCCCAACUGGGAAACGGCGCAGAUGAUUCGCGAGUACCAGAGCACGCUGGAGUUCGUACCGCUGCUCGACGGACAGGCCGUCGAUGAUCACCAAAUCACCGUGUGCGUGAGGAAGCGGCCCAUCAGCCGGAAGGAGGUCAAUCGCAAGGAGAUCGACGUCAUCUCGGUGCCGCGCAAGGAUAUGCUCAUUGUCCACGAGCCGCGCAGCAAGGUCGACCUCACCAAGUUCCUGGAGAACCACAAGUUUCGCUUCGACUACGCCUUCAACGACACGUGCGACAAUGCCAUGGUGUACAAAUACACAGCCAAGCCGUUGGUGAAGACCAUCUUCGAGGGCGGCAUGGCGACGUGCUUCGCCUACGGCCAAACGGGAUCCGGGAAGACGCACACCAUGGGCGGGGAGUUCAACGGGAAGGUGCAGGACUGCAAGAACGGCAUCUACGCCAUGGCGGCCAAGGAUGUUUUCGUGACCCUGAACAUGCCGCGCUACCGCUCCAUGAAUCUAGUCGUCUCGGCCAGUUUCUUUGAGAUCUACAGCGGCAAGGUCUUCGAUCUGCUGGCCGACAAGCAGAAGCUGCGCGUCCUCGAGGACGGCAAGCAGCAAGUGCAGGUGGUGGGCCUCACCGAGAAGGUGGUGGACGGCGUGGAGGAGGUGCUGAAGCUAAUCCAGCACGGCAACGCCGCCCGCACAUCCGGCCAGACGUCGGCCAACUCCAAUUCGUCGCGCUCGCACGCCGUCUUCCAGAUUGUGCUGCGGCCGAUGGGCUCCACGAAGAUCCACGGCAAGUUCUCGUUCAUCGAUCUGGCGGGCAAUGAGCGCGGGGUGGACACCUCGUCGGCCGACCGCCAGACACGCAUGGAGGGCGCCGAGAUCAACAAGUCGCUGCUGGCGCUCAAGGAGUGCAUCCGGGCGCUGGGCAAACAGUCGGCCCACUUGCCCUUCCGCGUCUCCAAGCUGACGCAGGUGCUCCGCGACUCGUUCAUCGGGGAGAAGAGCAAGACCUGCAUGAUCGCCAUGAUCUCGCCCGGCCUCAGCUCGUGCGAGCACACGCUCAACACGCUGCGCUACGCGGAUCGUGUCAAGGAGCUGGUGGUGAAGGACAUCGCCGAAGUGGGUCCCGGCGACAGCGAGCCCAUCGAGAUCAUGGACGACGAGGAGGAGGAGGAGCUGAACAUGGUGCACCCGCACGCCCAUCAGAUGCACCCGAACGCCCAUGCGCCGACCUCCCAGUCGCACAACCAGCGCGGCGGCACCGGUUCCCAUCACGCGGGUUCGAGUAUCCACAACAACAAUAACAACAACAACAAGCACGGAAACGCCGGCAACAUGGACCUGGCCAUGCUGAGUUCGCUGAGCGAGCACGAGAUGUCCGACGAGCUGAUUGUGCAGCACCAGGCGAUCGACGACCUGCAGCAGACGGAGGAGAUGGUGGUGGAGUACCAUCGCACCGUGAACGCCACGCUGGAGACGUUCCUCGCCGAGUCGAAGGCGCUGUACAACCUAACCAACUACGUGGACUACGACCAGGACUCGUACUGCAAGCGGGGCGAGUCGAUGUUCUCGCAGCUCCUGGACAUCGCCAUCCAGUGCCGGGACAUGAUGGCCGAGUACCGGGCCAAGUUGGCCAAGGAGGAGAUGCUCUCGUGCAGUUUCAAUCCGCCGAACGGCAAGCGUUAGUUCUCCCUCGUACCGCGAUUCCCGAUUCCCGAUUCGAUUACCCCGAUUCACCCCAAUCCUCCAAUCCCAUCCAAUCCAAUCCAAUCCCCUUAACCAAACUACUUCCUCUGAUUUCCCGUCUUUCUUUGUAUUAUGCUAAAUGCACUCUCACUGGCACUUUAGAUCUAAAGUUUUAACAUGAAAAACGAUCGUUUAGCAUUGGAGUUUCUCGGAAUGGAUCCAGAAGCCUUUAUUUAUAUAGCAUAUAAAUAAAUGAAUGAAUAUAAAUAGAUGGAUUUAAAACCGAGGAGGGCACAGCCGAAGGCCUCUCAAGUGCAUCUUAAAUGGUACGAACUAAGCUCGGGAACAGAUUCAGAUCCAGAUUCAGAUUCAGACUUACCAUUCACCAUGACAGCAACACACCAAUAACAUCAAAACCCACUAAUCAAUCAGCGGGCCGCGACUUUGAUGGGUUCUCUUUCGAUUAUGAUUAUAUGAUUAUGAUUAUAAUUUCUCCGCAGUCGAUACUUUUGUAAAAGAAAAAGACAUUUACUAUAUUAUAAUUACUACUUACAUACGUUCUACUCUAUAUAUGAUAUGAGAUUCCAUUUAAUAUAAUUACCUUAUGCGAUUCGUUCCCUUCACUUUUGUCGUUUUAAAACUUAAGUGCUCGUCCAGAGUUUGUUCAUGACACGGCACAAAUCUAUUAAUUUUACAACAACGAACUAAUCGCGCAUUGUAUUUAUUUAAAGGCCACAAAACCGUAUUUAAUUUGUAAUAAUUUAUUAAAAUACUACUGCACCAAAUCCAAUUUACAUACGUAUUCCCCCGUAACUAUAAUGAUUAUCUUAUGCAAACCGAACUGCAAUCUUUGCCUGCGAGAUAUUUAGCCAGCCAAUAUAAUUUUUUUUGUAUUGUACUUUUAAACCUCUUUCCUUGCGUUUUCUCUUCUUUGAUCUAUUUAUAAUUUACAUUACAUUUUUUUUAUUGUCAUUUUAAGAAACUUCGGUGAAGAAUUUAAAAUGCAAACUAUCUUUGCUACUAUUAUUUAAAGAUGAUUUGCAUUUCAUUUUGUACUAAUAUUUAUUACAUAUAUUUAAUUACGUUUACACAACUAAAAACUAUCGAAAGCAAAUCAAACGAAACUUAACCAAAUCAAGGAUUUCCAAACACAAACACUGCUUACACUGCGUUAAAAAACAAAAAAAGAAAUCACAGAUCGGUUCCAAAUAGCGGAGAACAUAGUAACUUAGCCUUAAAAGAAACGAAAGAAAUAAACGCAACUAAACAAAAAAGAUAAAUGAGAAAAGGAAAAUGGAAAAUGAAAAAUGGAAAAAACAUACUCACGUGCUUCUCCUAAAGUAUUUAUCCAAUCAAGACGUUUAAUCAUUUUGUUAUUGCAUUUCUUCAGAGCACUUUAAAAAUAAACCCCCUCCCAAAGCAUGUGAAUGAUAACAAUUUUUUAAUCCACCAAAUGCGAGUUUUUAAAACAAUGUUAAUAUGGAAAACCAACUGAAUGAGUGCUUCGAUAUUAUGCGGUAAAAAUAAUGAAAGUGUUAGGACUUGGACUCUAAUAAUGUAUUAUUAAAUAUAAAUAAUAAAUUAUAUUGUAAUAAAAGUGAACAUACACAACUAAAUUUAACAUUAAAGAUGUGUAAAGCAAUAA
Drosophila ficusphila is the source of this 4407-nucleotide messenger RNA. It is a transcript of the gene Klp10A, whose product is annotated as kinesin-like protein Klp10A. Gene Ontology annotation, molecular function: ATP binding; microtubule motor activity; microtubule binding. Bases 360 to 2762 code for a protein of 800 amino acids. The transcript has 5 exons. NCBI's taxonomy places the organism in Eukaryota, Metazoa, Arthropoda, Insecta, Diptera, Drosophilidae. The record is from RefSeq and is a predicted model, not a curated record. Gene Ontology annotation, biological process: microtubule-based movement.